AUAUAAAGCUCUCAGCUGCUUCUGCAGCCGGUAGAACAGGGACUCGGGUGUUCUGUCUUAGGGGCGAGUGAGGAGCCGGUGAAACACAAAUCUGGCCAAACUCUGAGAGGAAAAUUGGUAUAGCCUCCGGUUUAAUCCAGGAUCCACCGGUCUUCUGAUAACCAACUUGUCUACUGGUAUAGCUCUUCAAACAACCUCAUCAUGAUGCAGAUCUGCCAGGACUCCUACUGCAAUAAGCACUCGCUGCUGAACGUGAUGAACCGCUUCAUAGCGGCGGCCAACAACAUGGACGAGACCAUCAUGGUGCCCAGCCUGCUGAGGGACGUCCCCCUUGACGAGGAGGACGAGGCCUCUAUCACUCAAAACAACAAUGAUAACGAGCCCACCUGUCCAGGCAAACAGAGGGACAUGUACGAGCACUACCUGCUGCUGAAGUCUAUUAAGAAUGAGAUGGAGUGGGGCUUGCUGAAAAGGGAGAUGACUGGUGGGGCCAGCUUCCUGGAGAUGGCUGUGAAGCAGGAGGAGCAGCAGGUGAACGGCGGGCCAGCUGAGGACUGCUCUGAUCUAGAGGGCCAGUUCCACUUUCACCUCCGUGGACUUUUUGGGGUUCUGUCCAAGCUGACUGUGCAGGCUGACCAUCUCACAAAUCGUUAUAAAAGAGAAAUUGGUGGUGGCAGUCUGCUAAGAUAGGAACAAUGACCUAGACCUGAUACUGACUUAUUGCUGAAGCUUUUUUUCCCCUGGGAGGUAAUGGACAAGCACUGGGCUAAGAGACCAAGAUUGCUUCUUGGGCUAUCUGAAUUUGAUUUGAUAAUCUCUUUCUGAGCAGUGAUGCACCUAAACUUUGGUCACUUUCCAGCUGCACAAAUAGUCAUGUGUCCUGCUCUGAUUAGUUAAACUGAGAUUGUGUGGGUUGAAAAGGGCAGUGAAAGUACAUCUUAUUGCUGUUGAAGUCUCAUUCUGGCCUUAUCAAGUCCCUUCAUUUCAGAAUGUGUAUUGGAGGGCCUUGAUGCUAUAUGGCUUUAAAAACCUGCUAUAGAUGUGGUAAGAAAGUGCUUUGAGUUUGGGACUUGUUGGGGGAAACCUUGAAUGCUGGUAAUUCUGUUUCUUCCUUUACAUUUAACCUGAAUUCGGUAGUAUUUAGUUUGGUCAACUCUACUCAAUGAGCUUUAACAAGAUUCAUUUUAGCGUACUGCAUCUGCACUCCUCAAGCAGAAAUGGUGUGCCUUGUUUUUUGCAUACAAGGGAUGCAUUUCCUGUUCAUUGCAUCAGUCUGGCCUGUCUGAACACUUUUGUUACUACUUAUUUUAAGGAAUUUGUUUGUUCUAAAAUUUCUAAUUUUAUAUGAAUUGUAAAGCAGUAUGAAUAUAAAAUAAAGUAGACUUUUUUUUUACA
Pygocentrus nattereri (red-bellied piranha) is the source of this 1395-nucleotide messenger RNA. It is a transcript of the gene mid1ip1l, whose product is annotated as MID1 interacting protein 1, like. The record is from RefSeq and is a predicted model, not a curated record. Bases 202 to 690 code for a protein of 162 amino acids. NCBI's taxonomy places the organism in Eukaryota, Metazoa, Chordata, Actinopteri, Characiformes, Serrasalmidae. Gene Ontology annotation, cellular component: cytosol. Gene Ontology annotation, biological process: regulation of lipid biosynthetic process. The transcript has 2 exons.